Messenger RNA from Aspergillus neoniger CBS 115656, 1638 nucleotides. RefSeq lists its product as uncharacterized. The transcript is spliced from 2 exons. The record is from RefSeq and is a predicted model, not a curated record. Bases 1 to 1638 code for a protein of 545 amino acids. NCBI's taxonomy places the organism in Eukaryota, Fungi, Ascomycota, Eurotiomycetes, Eurotiales, Aspergillaceae.
AUGAACCUAUUAGGUGACGUCCUUGGGGGGCUGGGGUAUGCUGCUACAUCCGCGUCUACAUUUGUGGUAGACAGUAUUGGCCAUGCGGACAGCAUCAUCGAAUCUGCGACGCGCAUAUUUCAAAAGGCUAGCGGACAUUCCGUUCGUGGGCUUAUUGACGCAGUGUUAAGACGCUCUCAGAAGCUGAUAAGCCCAGAACUUCUUCUGGAGACUUUGACAAAGCUUCUUGUCAGGAUAACCGAGCAGAUAAACACAGAACCUGUGGGCAGCCUGCUUCAAGAAGCGACCAAAUGCUUAUUCAAAUUGAUCAAGUCCAUGUUGGACAAGAUCGAUCCAGAAUCACUUCUUAAAAUUGUGAAGGAGCUCACAACAGUGACCGUGAAGGCAAUAAUUGCCAAGGUGGGAGCACUUCGGAUCAUACACGAAGGCAUAAUCAGCAACGAUGUCACUUCGGCAACCCUGGGAGCCAUCUGGAACAAUGGCGGCGAUUUGGCGAGGUUUUUGGUUGACCUUAUCGAACCUGCCAAGUGCUAUUUCCCAGCAAACUAUAUUCCAGCUGACCCACCCACUGGAACCGCUAAAGGGUCACCACGUGGUGCAUACAAUGAAUUGGACGCAUCAAAACAUAUGAAUCAGCACGCUUUGGUUUGUCAACUUCAGAGGCUCGCCAAAUCGAUGAUCUUCAUUGUGGGGGGAAUGGGCAAAACUGUCAAUAUUGACGAGCUGGAAGACAUUGGCAUUACCGAUGCAACCACACUCGGAAGCGACGUCAAAUCCGUCGACUCGAACAUCACUGUUGAGAACCCUGCAAAGGACAUAUCAGUAAAUGAGAAGUGGUUAUUUGUCAAUGGUGUAGGCGGAGAGCUCUUCUGGUUGCAUCUUGCUUGCAAGAAACUGGCAACGCACUAUUCAAGAGAAAUAAGAGGGGUUUUCAAUAGGGGUGAUGGCCUUCUUUGGGACUUAGUUGAAUGUGCAGGCGAGAGGACCGUCCAGAGAACUGGCACCGCAAGAGAACAGAAGAAACUUAUCAAAAGAACAAAGAGCAGCAGGAUGGCACAGAAGUCAUUGGUAAAGGAAUUGAAGUCAGCCUUGAACGCCAAUCCAGAGCCCAAGCAUGUCGUGAUGAUAGCUCAUUCUCAGGGCUGUCUGCUUCUACGCCUAGCAUUGGAACAAAUAUUGAAUGAUUCAGUCAGCGAUACCGACAUUCCUGAAAGAAUGAAGAAACGCCUUUGCAUCUUCACAUUCGGAAACCCCAGCGUCGACUGGAAAUGGGAAAUGGAUGAACAAAUUAUUGAGCAAGCAAAUCUUGACAACCACCAAUUGGACGAUUUUACAAACCUCAGUUCGCACGUUCUUCGCACCGAGCAUUUUGCGAACGAAAAUGACUUUGUAGCGAAACUCGGGGUGUUGAAUGAAAACAAGUCAGAGGAUAGUGGCUACGCGCCUGAACAUGUCUUCAUCAACGAAAAAGAAGACUGGGCUAGCGGCCAUCUCUUCGGGUCACAGUACAGUCUUGACCCAGAUGACUACUUAAAUGCUGGAAGCAAAUUGAGUGGCAAGAGAUCCUGGCUGCUCCCUUGUGAGAAGGGGAAAUCUUUGGAGAUUAUGCGAAUGGACCGUACGCCCAGUGGUCUUUGA